Ogataea philodendri is the source of this 756-nucleotide messenger RNA. RefSeq lists its product as uncharacterized. The transcript has a single exon. Gene Ontology annotation, molecular function: metal ion binding; superoxide dismutase activity. The coding region runs from base 1 to 756 and encodes 251 amino acids. Gene Ontology annotation, biological process: superoxide metabolic process. The record is from RefSeq and is a predicted model, not a curated record. Lineage: Eukaryota; Fungi; Ascomycota; Pichiomycetes; Pichiales; Pichiaceae.
AUGCGUUCGAUGAAGCAGUUUUCCAGAGGCAUCCAUACGGUGCCGAAACUGGUCAACCACCAGAGAUGGGCCCAGGAAGGUAUUUCUGGCCUGAUGUCGCCAAAACAAUACAGAACCAGCUGGACAGAUUACCAAAAAUAUCUCACCACCAAUCUGACCUUCAAAACUAUUGGAACUGAACAUGAGACUAGAACGCCGCUGGCCAUCACGCUGAUGACAGCUAAGAAACCAGAACAAGGUCCGUUGUUUCAUUACGCCUCGCAAUGUCACAACAAUCACCUUUUCUUUGAGCAACUGCAGGACUCUACAACCAAUCCCCCGGCACUCAAAUCGCGACUCCAAAGACACAUAAACAAUGUGUUCGGAUCGUUUGACAACUUGCGCAGUGAGUUCCUUUACGCUGCUGAUACACUGCCUGGUAACGGAUGGGUUUUCUUGGUCGAAACAAAAGACAAGAGCGUUAAAAUUAUCACCUGCAACAAUGAUGGUACUCCAUACAUAUACAGCAGAAACCAGUCAACAGAUCUGAACGGAGCCAUUAGCAUCAGCGACUUCGAGACGCUAGUCUCCAACAAAGAUAAGCUUAACAAGAAUGUCAAGGACUUCACCGUUCCUCUGCUCGUUUGCAAUGUCUGGGAACAUGCAUACAUUGAGGACUAUGGAGUCAACGGCAAGGCCGACUAUCUCGAGAACUUCUGGAACUGCAUAAACUGGGAGGUCGUGAACAACAGAUUGUUUGUUAACAUCGGCCUUUAA